CAUUACCCAACCCCCAAAACAGAAAAAACAAAAAACAAAAAAACAAAAAAAAAAACACAAACAAAAUUUAUUUGAUUUUGUAAAUUGUAAUGGCGGAGAUCAACUACCUUAAGCAAGAGGAGCCCAACGUCGUCGACAACGGAGCCGCCGCCGCCGCCAGGACGAAAAGGCUGCUGCUGAUCAUCAACUGCCUAAUCCUAGCCGUCGGAAACUGCGGCGGGCCCAUGAUCAUGCGGCUCUACUUCCUCCACGGGGGGAAGCGCGUGUGGCUCUCCAGCUGCCUCGAAACCGCCGGCUGGCCCAUCAUGCUCAUCCCACUCGCCGCCGCCUACCUCCGCCGCCGCCGCCGCUCCCCAACAACCAAACUCUUCCUCAUCCAGCCCCGCCUCUUCCUCGCCGCCGCCCUCAUCGGCGUGCUCACCGGGUUCGACGACUACCUAUACGCCUACGGCGUCGCCCGGCUCCCCGUGUCGACGUCAGCACUUGUGAUCGCCACGCAGCUGGCGUUCACCGCCGGGUUCGCUUUCCUGCUGGUGAAGCAGAGGUUCACGGCGUACUCGAUAAACGCCGUCGUUUUGCUGACGGUGGGGGCCGGGGUGCUGGCGAUGAAUACUGAUGGGGACCGGCCGAAGGAGGAGUCGCGUAGGGAGUACGCGCUCGGGUUCGUGAUGACGCUGGCGGCGGCGCUGCUGUACGGGUUUAUCUUGCCGCUGGUGGAGCUGGCGUAUAAGAAGGGCGGGCAGGAGAUUAACUACACGGUGGUGCUGGAGUUUCAGAUGGUGAUGUCGCUGUUCGCCACCGUCGUUUGUACCGUCGGCAUGCUGGCUAACCGCGACUUUCAGGCGAUUCCAAGGGAAGCAAGGGGAUCAAGCCUGGGAGAAACCCAAUACUACGUCGUCCUAGUGUUCAGCGCCAUCAUAUGGCAGGCCUUCUUCCUCGGAGCCAUCGGCGUCAUCUUCGUCGGCAGCUCAUUGCUCUCCGGGAUCCUCAUCGCCGUCCUGCUCCCGGUGACGGAGGUACUCGCCGUCAUCUUCUACAGCGAGAGUUUCCACGCGGAGAAAGGCGUCUCCCUCGGCCUUUCCCUCUGGGGAUUCGUCUCCUACUUUUACGGCGAACAUCGCGAGAACAAGAAGAAGAAGUUGAAGCCUCGGCUGUUGUUGGAUUCUGCGCCGCGAACGGAAAUGUCUCAGACCACGAAUCAAACAUGUGUGUGAAUGUCUGAAUCCGUGACAUGUUCAAAAUAAAAGAAUGGAACUAAUUUGGUGGCUGAUUCCUCAUCAGCGCAUGUUUUAAGUGAAGUUAGUAUCGAGAAAGAGAAGUUUUCAUUGUGAUAAAAAGAAAUUAUUAGGGAUAGAUAACGGUUGAUACCCGAAACAUCGGAUAUGAGUCUUAUUUUAUUUUUCUACCCAAUUCUCAGACCACGAAUCAAACAUGUGUGUGAAUGUCUGAAUCCGUGACAUGUUCAAAAUAAAAGAAUGGAACUAAUUUGGUGGCUGAUUCCUCAUCAGCGCAUGUUUUAAGUGAAGUUAGUAUCGAGAAAGAGAAGUUUUCAUUGUGAUAAAAAGAAAUUAUUAGGGAUAGAUAACGGUUGAUACCCGAAACAUCGGAUAUGAGUCUUAUUUUAUUUUUCUACCCAAUUCUCAGACCACGAAUCAAACAUGUGUGUGAAUGUCUGAAUCCGUGACAUGUUCAAAAUAAAAGAAUGGAACUAAUUUGGUGGCUGAUUCCUCAUCAGCGCAUGUUUUAAGUGAAGUUAGUAUCGAGAAAGAGAAGUUUUCAUUGUGAUAAAAAGAAAUUAUUAGGGAUAGAUAACGGUUGAUACCCGAAACAUCGGAUAUGAGUCUUAUUUUAUUUUUCUACCCAAUUCUCAGACCACGAAUCAAACAUGUGUGUGAAUGUCUGAAUCCGUGACAUGUUCAAAAUAAAAGAAUGGAACUAAUUUGGUGGCUGAUUCCUCAUCAGCGCAUGUUUUAAGUGAAGUUAGUAUCGAGAAAGAGAAGUUUUCAUUGUGAUAAAAAGAAAUUAUUAGGGAUAGAUAACGGUUGAUACCCGAAACAUCGGAUAUGAGUCUUAUUUUAUUUUUCUACCCAAUUCUCAGACCACGAAUCAAACAUGUGUGUGAAUGUCUGAAUCCGUGACAUGUUCAAAAUAAAAGAAUGGAACUAAUUUGGUGGCUGAUUCCUCAUCAGCGCAUGUUUUAAGUGAAGUUAGUAUCGAGAAAGAGAAGUUUUCAUUGUGAUAAAAAGAAAUUAUUAGGGAUAGAUAACGGUUGAUACCCGAAACAUCGGAUAUGAGUCUUAUUUUAUUUUUCUACCCAAUUCUCAGACCACGAAUCAAACAUGUGUGUGAAUGUCUGAAUCCGUGACAUGUUCAAAAUAAAAGAAUGGAACUAAUUUGGUGGCUGAUUCCUCAUCAGCGCAUGUUUUAAGUGAAGUUAGUAUCGAGAAAGAGAAGUUUUCAUUGUGAUAAAAAGAAAUUAUUAGGGAUAGAUAACGGUUGAUACCCGAAACAUCGGAUAUGAGCCUUAUUUUAUUUUUCUACCCAAUUCUUGUAUGGGUAUGAGUAAAGCCCGAAGCAUUUUGCUAGAGUAAUGAAUAUGCACUAUCCAUCUCGACCCGAUCCGUUGUCAUUGCUAAUUUAUAUCAAUCAUUUUUCCUUUUGUUCAUUUGACAUAAAUUAGAGAUGACAAAAAUUAAGGACGAUCUGACAGAUACAUUCAUUUUGGUAAAUAUGUCAUAGAAGCCACCGUAAUGAUUUUAGACUCCACUCAUUAAAACAAAAUGACACAAAUGACCAACCAAUAAAAUAAAAAUAAUAACCAACCUCAGGUCGCUGCAUAGCGCAGCAGCACCUAUCUAGUUAUUAUAGAUAAAGUUGAAGUUUGGUU
This is a messenger RNA of Linum trigynum, 2887 nucleotides long. The record is from the annotation of a GenBank genome assembly. Lineage: Eukaryota; Viridiplantae; Streptophyta; Magnoliopsida; Malpighiales; Linaceae.